AUGUUUUUUUCAUUUAAUAAACUUUUCACAAUGUCAGACGCUCCGUCCGGAAAAUUAGCACAUCAUAAAGCUGAAUCAUAUGAAUCUACUACAAUAACGAUAUUUAACUUACCAAGAUUCGUUAAACCAAAGCAACUGAAAGAGGCAUUUGAAAUUUUAUUUGAAACAACUGUAAAAGAAGUUGAGAUACCAUUAGAUAUAGCAGAUCAUUCGUUUGGUGUUGCUUUUGUCGCCUUUGAAGAUUCAGAAAUAAAAGAAAAAUUACUUGAUUUACAAAGACAAGAUCAUUAUAUUUUCCUACGAACUGAAUUGUGGAAUGGUCCACUAAUCAUCAAGCCUUAUCCAUUUUUAAACAUUUAUACAGGGGAAGAAGAAGAAAAAAUUGAGAUUCUCAUGGCGACGAAUGAUUCCGUUCAUAAAUUGGCACAACAAAUUGGAAACAUAUAUGUUACUAACGAACAACAAUUAAAUAAACAACUUAAACAAAACCUCGACGAUUUGAAGGCAGAAAAUAUAGAAAAAGAAAUUGAACGUCUUGAAAAUGAAGCUAAAGAAAAAGAAGCUGAAGCUAAACAAAAAGAAGCUGAAGCACAUGAUGCCCGAGAAAAAAUUAAAAUACUUCGUCAAUCAUUGAAACGACCACUUUCAGAUGAUUCAUUUCAGCAGCGUGUUCAUUUAAAUCAGAUUGAUUUGAAUUAUCAAGGUGAUCAUCAGGGUCAAGAUCAACUAUUAUAUCAAGUGCUUGACGAUAAUUGA
Rotaria sp. Silwood1 is the source of this 756-nucleotide messenger RNA. The record is from the annotation of a GenBank genome assembly. Lineage: Eukaryota; Metazoa; Rotifera; Eurotatoria; Philodinida; Philodinidae.